This is a messenger RNA of Paraglomus occultum, 5067 nucleotides long. The record is from the annotation of a GenBank genome assembly. Lineage: Eukaryota; Fungi; Glomeromycota; Glomeromycetes; Paraglomerales; Paraglomeraceae.
AUGUUCAGCGACUCUUGGUCUCAAAUCACAGCGACAGAGGACCUUUCACCAAGUGACCCUCCAGCUUUAAGACUUCCCUCAAAAGUGGUAAAAAGCAUAGCCGAAUAUUUAACACAGUCCGACUGUUUCAAUUUCUGUCUGGUAAACAAAGGAUGGUUCCCAGCUGCAAGUGAGGUCCUUUGGUCUGCUCCUUUGCUCAAGACGCCCGAUUCAUUUCACGCGUUCGUACGGGCUAUUAAUGAUUCUAAAAUAUGUGCUCUACGAGUGCGUGUAUUAGACCUAUGUGCUCCGGGUGAAGAAAAGACGUCUGCUUUUGCACCUGUGCUAGAGAGUAUGUGGGGUGUUCAUCUAAGUAUGCGCCGAACGGUGUUGGCUAAACCACAAUGGAUAUUUAGGAUUGUCAGCCAGUGCGAAUAUCUGCAGAGUUUGAAGAUAUACGGAUGGAAUCUUGCCGAUGAACAUAUUGGCGGUUUACUACAAUACGGAUGGCUCAAGGAAUUUCGUGUCAUUGGGAAUGCUUCAUUGACUCAGAGGGCACUCAAUACAUUAAUGAAUUCCGUAACCGAUCUACGUGUGCUGCACCUGGAUGGAAUAUUCAAAUUAUCUGAUAAAUUGGCCGGGGUGAUGGCUAACAAAUGCCCACAUUUGACAUCAUUAAAGCUAUGUACGCAGACUAUGACCUCAACAGGGUUUGACAUUCUUGCUAAUGGAUUCACCCAAUUGAAAGAACUGACCCUACAACAGUGUCCAAAUCUUACUGACGCUAACGUUGCUAGAUUUGUUGAAAAUAGUACUAAAUUACAAUCACUCUUUUUGAGCGGGGAUAGACUGACUAUCGAGUCGUUUAAGAUUAUAAUGUACUCGUUGGAACGAUUACAGCACCUGGACUUGAGAUGCUCACCAAGAUAUCAAGACGCCCCGCAUACUAAACAUCUUCUAACUCCUGUAGCACAUAGACUGCGUACGUUAUUGUUAGAAUGUUUACCGAUAGAUGACGACUUGAUCGACAUCAUAACUGCCACUUGUAAACUAUUGGAGACAUUUGGAUUGUCUGGGUCUUCAUAUGCCACGGAGAAGGGAAUUCAGAGUAUAACUAAGCAUUGCCGAUAUUUACGGGUGGUCGAACUACUGCAUUGUAAAAAGAUAAACGAAAAUUGUCUUGAAUACUUGGCUCAAGGGAAUCGAUCAAUCACUCAUCUUACCAUCGCAUCAUGCGGACAGUUUUCGCACAUGGCAGUACAUUGGUUUGCUUCUCAAUUAUCAACGUCACUAAAAAGACUGUCAUUCACUGACAUGCCAUCUAUUUGUGAUUCAUAUAUUUAUCAUGAAUUUGCCAAGGAACGUCAUCAUAGCCGUACAUCACGCGAAUGUACUAUUGAGGGCGAUGAUCUGGUUAGGUUAGCACACGCACCUCGGCGGAAUCAACCUUCUCGUCAGUCCAGACCAGGGAAUUUGACUGCAUCCGACAUUCAAGCACUGGCGGUCGAAUUAAAAGUAACAGUCGAUGACGUUAACAGAGCGUUUCAAAAGGUUUUGAGUAAUACACCAAGCGAUACACUAUCUGACGAGAACAAUCGUCAAAAACGCACAUCAAACGGGGAUGCAUUCGGCAAAUUCUCACAAAACAAAGACUCAGUAAACAGACAGAAUCGUUGGGAGUUUUCGAUUAAUAACCAAGAGACAAAAAAUGAGACCCCUUAUCGUCCAUCCGCAGAUUACCAAACGGAAUAUCCAUCGGACGGCAGAAGGGAUUCUUAUCGCACUCGUGGAUCGCUUUCGAGCGUAGGCAGCCAGAACGAACAGACUUAUCGAAUACACGACGAGCACGGUAAUAAAUACAACUACAGCUCACGUGAAAUCCCUUCGACGUCAAAACACAACGGUUCAACUUCUUCGACAACUGGGGAACUAUCCGCUCCAUCAUCAAGGCGAGAUUCCAUAUCAUCAAUCAUUAAAAAGACUCAAACUGGAUGGUCAACGAUCAAUGUAAAAUUGUUUAAUUUAUAUGAAACAGCUGCGAUUGAAGAGAACGACAAGAAAUGCGAAUACGUAGACGAAUAUUCAGGUGAAUAUGCAAAAGAUAAAAACACACGUAAGACAGCUAUCCCGUUAUCAUUUAGUUCACCAGCUAUGCCAAAUGAAUCGACAUCAGAUUUUAGUGACUCGUCGGGAACAUACAGUCCCAGGAGUACAGUUAAUAAGCUUAGGUAUCAGGACGAGUAUGAUGAUAUAUCACGUAAGCAACCAUCAUACGAAGAUGCAACACAUAAACAAUCACCAUAUCAUCCACUAAAUCAUCCACUAAAUCAUCCACUAAAUCAACCAUCAUUACCACAAAACCGCCCGCAACAUCACUCAUCUUCAACCUACUCCUCUCAGCCCCCAACACCACGUCAAUCUGCACCCCACGCAUCCGUAUUUCGAUCGUCUCAGCCCACGCAGAGACAACAACCUGCACAUUCAUAUUCAUCACGGUACAACAAUUCAACAGAAUCUUAUCAUCGGGGAGCAGAAUCAUCUGCAUCACUACGGAAAAACUCAGAUACCGACUCAGAUGACGAAUCUAAUAGUGAUGAUGAGAAGCGCAGCGAAAGAGAACAAUCAAGAAGAAAGUAUGCCGAUGUUUUAUGGUAUAAACUUGGGCAGAGAACAGGUUUAAACACGCGCAUUGAAACCAAGCAAAAUGACUCACAUUCGAGCACUCGAGUCGAAUCUCGCAUACUAUCUCAAAAAACUAAUUCCCAGCAACAUUCCUCAUGGGAGAGCAUUGGGAUUUACAAAAUCCGCUCUCAUCAAAAACCCUCAGAUGAACAUGGCAACUCCCUUUACAAGAGAACUCCCGGUAUGGGAAGUCGUGUUGAAAUAUUGGAGGACGACGGGUGGAACAAUGGUGAAUGGGGAGACGAUGAUUUUGCUGACGUUUCUUCUAUCGCUGCGCAAAAGGAGGUUUCAGAAGAAUCGGAUGGGGAAUACGAUAGCCACAGACGAGAAUACAAUAAGAUAGACAAAGGCAAGGCAGUAUUACGUGAUGAACCCGAAUCCACUAGUUAUCGUACUUACAAUAGGGCAAAAGACAAUUUAUUACGUACCCCAUCACCUGAUUUUCAGUUACCAAUCUUAUCUACGCCACUCGUUUCUUCAUCGUAUGCGUCAACUAGUUCCGCGACAAUAAAUCAGAAACCAACACGACCAUCUUCAUCGGCUCGAUCUUCACCAACUCCUCUCGCCAACGGCACUACCGAUACUGCGAACCGACGUCCUUCUACAUCCACUUCUGAGUUUGAAUGGCCUGUACACAAUCCCGCGCCAACUACAUCAAACUCGUCCCCCAUCCAGACCCAACGUCAAAACACAAAAGCCAGUUACAAUGACGAGUGGCCCACCCCCCGAGAAGCAUCGUCAACUUCCCAAAACCAGUCUUCAAAACAAGAUAUAGACUUGGGUGCUUGGGGACACGUACCAGUAGAUCUUGCUUCGGCUUGGGGUACAUCUAAAAAAUGGACAGCCGAUGCAAAACCUUCUCAAUCACCUCCGAAAGAACAGUUCUGGAUUUCGCCAGAUAUUUCAAAGUUGGAGGCUGUCCCAAUGCCAGAACCCAAAGUCCCGCUCUAUUUCAAGCGUAAGAAGGGUGGAGGCUUUUCCUUCGAAUGUGAUGAUACGGAGGGGUGGGGUGCGCCACCGCAAAAAGUUGUUUCUUGGCAAGAUGAGUCGCAAGGUUACUGUCAGGAAUUAAUCGAAGAGCAGAAGCAAACAGAGUUUUGGGAGAACAGAGAUGGAGUGGGUUGGGUGAAACUCACGGAUACUCCACAAAUAGAAUCGCCGGCGCUCGAAAAAAAUUCGGAUGCGAACUCGUCAGACAAAACUAGUGAUGAUGAAAAGCCAACAAAACAUAAGAAAUCGGAUAUUAAGAUAACAAGGACACCUACACGGCAAGACGAUGAAUCUUCCCACACAAUGACGCAGGAUGAUAUUUUGGAAGAUACUCGUAAACAGCGCGAAUUUUCCAGCUCAACUAAAACAACUAUUAUUAACAGCAGUCGCAGCCAAAGCCGUGUUGCCAGAGAUGCGAUACCGAUACUAAGAAGCGAAGACACAGUUAGUAGUGACUCGACAAUUGCAAAUGUCCGAAAAGAUACGUUGGGAGGAAGGAUUGUGCGAUUAGGUAAACCACAAUGGAAAACAGAGGCAGAGUUUAGGAGAACGAAAAUUUUCGAUAGUAUCUCGAAUAUCCAUGAGAAUGGCACGCAAAAAACUGAGAGUUUGUCAGGCACGAAUGAAGAUUUGAAAAAAGAUUCCGUGGAGGAGAAAAGUGAGGAUGUUAACGAAACAACAGAGUCAAACUCUGAUUCACCCAUUAUGACUGAUAUACCGUCUCCAUAUAUUGCUUCCGGUUUCACCGACAAAGACUUGGGGAAACCGUGUGAACAAUAUGAGAUGGUCGACAACGAACAGAGUGAGCUAGAAGAUGAGAGUAGUGUUUUGAAUGGUAGCCAUGUGACUAAGGAUCAGCAAAAACUAGAGGAUAAUGAAAAGGAUAAUGAGACUUUCUCAACUAGUACGUUAGACUCGGAAGCGCAAUCAUUAUCUUCUCAUGGGUCACUCGUUAUUGCCAGCCCAACAACGGACGCGUCCUCUGUAAUUCAAACUACAGUGUCAAUGUCAACUGAAGCUCCGACUAAGCCAUCGAUUGAGAAUAAGGAGAUGUAUGAUGCGAAUCCUAUAAAUGGUGUCAGUAAUAAUGAAAGUGGCGUGAGCGAGAGCGGAAACACUGACAGUCAGGAAAAGAAGGAGGAUAGAGGCAAGGAUAACGAGAAGCAAGCGAGUGAGAAGAUUCUCUCUGUUACUACGGAAAAAUACGGAACACAAACGUUACGUCUGACGCCGGAACAAGAUUUGGAGGAAACGAUAAAGGGAUUCUGUCUUGAAUACGACAUGCAAGGAAACGAACAGCUUCUUAUAGAUCACAUAAAGAGGAAAGUAUUAAGUAAGAAGAAGAAAAAUAAGCGAGACAAGCUGGCAAAUGACACGAAUGUUGCGCAGCCAUCAUUAGAGAAGCUGUUGGCUUGA